AUGACCUCGAGGAUUCUGGCCAGCGGCGGAAGGCUGCACCAUGGGUCCCUCUGUCGCUUCAUCUGCCUGCGUCUGCCUGCGCCUGCCGCCGCCGCCGCCAGCUCGCGCGCCGAAGUCAUCGCGCCACAGCCGAUAUCCGUGCCCUACCUCCUGCCCCCCUUCAUGGCCUCAUCCCUCCACACUACCGCGAUACGUGCAGGGGUCAGGGCCACGUUCAACGAGCGCAAGAAUGUCCUCACCAACUACAACCGCGCCAAGAACGCCAAGCGGCGGCUCGACGUCAAGUGGGACUCUGAGAAACAGGACCGAUCGUUCAAAGAGGACAUGCCCAUCGGCUACGAGCGGCGCAAGCUCAAGAAACUCAAGAAGGUUAGUACGAGGCUCGCCAACGAGGCCAACCGCGAUGCCAAGCUCAAAGGCACGCCCAAAGGCACGCCCGGCGAGCCCUUCCACCCGGAGCGCAACUUCCGCCUGCGCGUCCGUGAGCUCAGCUUCGAGCUCAAGGCGCGCAACGACCGGAUCAAGACAGUCAGCGACCCAGCCGACGCAACGCAGCUGCUCGAGGAUUCGAUCACGCUGGUUCGCAAGGAGAUGAAGAUCCUGCGCGUGCUGCUGCGGGGCCGCGACCCCAAAUUUGACGACUACGACCAGGCCGUCAUCAACGCCAGCCGGCUGCGCGUGCCCUGGAUCAGCCUCAUCAUCAUGGCGAUGCGCAUCGACAACAUCCAGCUCGCCUUCAACCUGUUCAACGACAUGAAGAAGCAGGGCAUCCACCCCAACGCCACCUGCUUCCACGCGCUCCUCAGCGGCCUCGUCCACCACGAGCGGCGAAGGGCCCCGAAGAGGUCGGACACCCAGCCCUUCCGUACCGAGACCAAGUCUUUCCAAAUGGCCGAAAAGAUCUUUGGCGAGCUGCAGGAGCUCUGGCGCCUCGCACUGCCCGCCUACGUCCGCUACAAGCAAGGCCCGCGGGCCAAAUCCAAGGAGGCCAUGAUGCACGCGAUGCGCAUCGACCAGGGGGCCGAUACGUCGCGCCUCCGACGCCUGUCGCACGAGGCUGCCGUGCUCGAGGCCCGCGACCACCGCGAGCUGCUCGCCCAGCCCCUUGCCGCCUAUCUCCGCAUCCUGUUGAUGGCCGGCCAGACGGAGCGCGCGUGGAAGCUGUUUGACCAGAUCUGCUACGGCCAGUCGAUGGACAGAAACGUCACGAUGGAUGCCGAGGCGGCACGCGAUCUGCCCGUGCUCCCGCUCGUCGACAAAAAGAUCCUCACGACGAUGCUCAGCGAGGUGCCCGACGCGACGAACCACGGCCAGCUGGAGCAGACGCGCGAAGAGGCCGACAAGCGCUUCGAGGCGGUUAGCACCAUCUGGCAGCGCUGGAAGCUGCGGAUCGAGCGGAUGCAGGCCGACAUCGCCGCAUCAAACGCCCAGGGCCCGCGGCAGCCACCGCAAUCCGUCGCGCCAUCGUCGGCCGAGUACCAGGACGACGGCUCCCUCGACUCGGCCGAUGAUCUGCUGGCGUCCGAGGACGGCUCGACAGAUCCGCGCUCUGCACAGGGACAGAUGCGUUUCGGUGCAAGGGGCCGCGGCCGUGGCGGCGCUGACGGUGCCGACGACAAGAAGAUAAGGGGCACCCCAGCGACCGAGUGGGACUUGGUCGUGCCCGAGGAGAGGGCGAUAGUGCUCUUGCUCAACAAGGUCCACCGAACGCGGCCAAAGGAGCAGGCGCUCAUCAAGGACGUGAUGGCCUUCUGCUUCGGCAUCGAGAACAACGACCACUCGGGCCUCAUCGCCCUCGACCCGACGGCCACCGACCUCGUGGCCUUGCGCCCCGAUGCCGUGCGGCCGGCCAAGGAACCGUUGGUCGAGCUCAACGGCCCGGUGGUGGCGGAUCAGGUGCUGCGCGCCUUCAACUACCAGGCUUCGUGGACGACGGCGGUCGACUACUUCAACCACCUGCAGCGCCGCGACGGCGACCGGACGGGACCGCUCGGGCCGCUGCUGUCGUCGCGCGGCGUGGCGGCGACGCUCGUGGCGCUGGGCUUCUCGAUUGAUCCGGUGGGCACCGUCGUGGUGCUCAAGGCGUCGCGCCAGCCGCCCGAUUUCUUGCCCACCGACCAGACGUACGCGCGGUCUUUGCGGUCGAUCGCGCACGGCGUCGUCGAGGGCAGGGAGGCGCUCGGCGGCCUGACGGCCCAGAUGCUCGAGUCCGAGGGUAGGGGCGCUGUCGACCUAUGGCAGCUGGCCGAGGACACGUUCAAGAUGUUCGCCGCCGACUGGGGGCCGCGUCAAGGCUCGUCCAAGGAGGAGUCGGCGUCGUCGCGGCAAGCGGGGGCGGUGAUGGACGCGGAUGCGACCUCCAAAGGGUUCGACGUCGCGCUGCUGUACCGGCUGCUGCUGGUGGCCAACCGGGCCUCGCGGGCGAGCACCCACCAGGCGGCACGCUCGCGGAGGUGCCUGGACCUGGUGGAGACGUACCGCACGCUUCCGCAGCUGGUAUCUGCCCACGUCCCUCCCCGGCAACGGGAGGCGGACAGCAAGAGGACAGAGAAGACGGACAUCGCGACGGUCAAGAUGCUCGAGGAGCUGCACGUCACGCUGUCCAACGCCAUCAUGCCGCACUACGACGAGGGCGAGGAACCGCCGAGCAAGGCCAAGGUCGAGAGGUGGAAGGAAACGAGAGAGGCCGUGGCGUCGUUCCGGCCACAAAAGGAGAAGCGGUACGAGGAGAAACGCUGGCUCCAAGGCGGCGUCACCCGCGGUGGCGGCGGCGGUGGGAGCGGCAGCGGCAAUGGCGGCGCAGGGGACAGGGAGGGCAUUGCGAAGAGGGGAGAGGGCGGGGAGACGUCCAAGUCGAGAACAGGCGGCGGCGCAGGAGGAGGUGGGGGAGUGGUGCUCAAGCUGAGCGACGACGACUACGCGGCGCUCAGCAGCGAGGACGACGUCGACUUCGAUUUCGAGAUCGACGAGCCGUCGAGCGGCGGCGGCGGCGGCGGCGGCGCUGGCGCUAGCGCUGGUAUUGGUCCCGACGCGGCAACGGCGGGCGACGAGGCUGGUCAGAGGCGGAAGACGAGGAGAGGCAUGGCCAUGGACCGCGAGCUGGAACGCUGGAUCCGGGGCUAG
This is a messenger RNA of Pseudozyma flocculosa PF-1, 3123 nucleotides long. RefSeq lists its product as uncharacterized. The coding region runs from base 1 to 3123 and encodes 1040 amino acids. The record is from RefSeq and is a predicted model, not a curated record. Gene Ontology annotation, molecular function: protein binding. The transcript is spliced from 2 exons. Lineage: Eukaryota; Fungi; Basidiomycota; Ustilaginomycetes; Ustilaginales; Ustilaginaceae.